ACCCAGAGGGCUAGUUCUAGAGUCGAGGUUGGUUGGUCGGGGAAUUGUGCUCCUUCCGCCUCGUUCCCAGCCACAAAGGAGACGGGCUACUUUGUUCCCUUGCGUGUCCCCCCCCCCAAACCCCUCACCACAUCCCCUUCCCGGGUUUGCAGGCGCGCGGCGGCGGCGGCGGCAGCGGCGGCGCUGGCAGGAUUACUUGAAAGCUCCGCUGCGGAAUCGCUCUCCCGCCCUGCCUGCCUGGCAUUUUGGGUGAGGGUUUGUUUUUCCUGGAGGUGAUUGAUUUAUUACAGCCCCCCCCCCUUUUUUUGGUUCUUCCUUUGCCGUUCUGCGAGGAGCAGCGGCGGGGUCUUGUCUACCUGCUGUAGAAGAGGAGGAAGGGGAGAACAGAGGGACGCCACCAGUUCAUACCGGGUCACUAUCCCGGCUCUCAGUCCGUACAAGGAAAUGACAAAAGUGUGCCAAGAUUCUUGAUUAGAGAAGUGGAAUUUGAGAAAAAGGAUCUAACUAGGCUCAUGUUUUCGCCUGAUCAAGAAAAUCAUCCAUCAAAAGCACCAGUGAAGUAUGGUGAACUGAUUGUGUUGGGAUAUAAUGGCUCCCUGCCAAAUGGAGAUAGAGGAAGAAGAAAAAGUAGGUUUGCUUUAUUUAAAAGACCUAAAGCAAAUGGGGUGAAACCUAGUACAGUGCAUAUUGCCUGUACACCUCAGGCAGCCAAGGCAAUAAGCAACAAGGACCAGCACAGCAUUUCUUAUACCUUGUCUCGAGUGCAAACAGUGGUGGUUGAGUAUACCCAUGACAGCAACACUGAUAUGUUUCAGAUUGGGAGAUCAACAGAAAGUCCUAUAGAUUUUGUAGUGACAGAUACUGUUCCUGGAAGCCAGAGCAACUCAGAGACUCAGUCUGUCCAAAGCACCAUCUCAAGGUUUGCCUGCAGGAUAAUAUGUGAACGAAAUCCACCUUUCACAGCAAGAAUAUAUGCUGCCGGCUUUGACUCCUCCAAAAAUAUCUUCUUAGGGGAAAAAGCUGCCAAGUGGAAAACACCUGAUGGACAAAUGGAUGGAUUAACCACAAAUGGAGUCCUUGUCAUGCAUCCACGGAAUGGGUUCACCGAAGACUCAAAGCCAGGGGUAUGGAGAGAGAUAUCUGUAUGUGGGAAUGUGUUCAGUCUUCGCGAAACAAGAUCUGCUCAGCAAAGGGGCAAAAUGGUUGAAAAUGAAACCAACCAACUCCAGGAUGGUUCACUGAUUGAUCUCUGUGGAGCCACACUUUUGUGGCGUACAGCAGAAGGACUUUCACGCACUCCAACAGUGAAGCACCUGGAAGCUCUCAGGCAGGAAAUCAAUGCAGCCCGGCCUCAGUGCCCUGUGGGCUUUAACACAUUAGCCUUUCCCAGCAUGAAGAGGAAAGAUGUUGUCGAUGAAAAGCAACCGUGGGUUUAUCUGAACUGUGGCCAUGUGCAUGGAUAUCAUAACUGGGGGAAUAAAGAAGAGAGAGAUGGCAAGGAUCGGGAAUGUCCAAUGUGCCGGUCUGUUGGUCCGUAUGUGCCUCUAUGGCUUGGAUGUGAAGCUGGAUUUUAUGUGGAUGCAGGGCCUCCAACUCAUGCAUUCAGCCCAUGUGGACAUGUGUGCUCAGAAAAGACAACAGCCUACUGGUCUCAAAUCCCUCUUCCUCAUGGUACCCACACUUUUCAUGCAGCAUGUCCGUUCUGUGCACAUCAGCUUUCUGGUGAACAAGGCUACAUAAGACUUAUUUUCCAAGGACCUCUUGAUUAAUGUUCACAUGUUAUUCAAGGACUGCAUCUAAAUGCAUAAGCUAAGGAAUUCUGAUUUCAAAUGAACUGUUGUCUUAAAAUCAACUAUAUUUCUUCUCUGGGCUUUGACAGUUUACUUUGAGAUGAAGAAUAAGUUUAUUAAUAUUAUUAUUAUUUCAGUGGUUAAGUUCCCCUGUAGAUAAUGAAAGAAGUUGCUAUGUAGAAAAGACUGGUGAUGGGUAAGUAGGAUAGAUGGAAGGUAGUUCCAGACUCAUAUUUUUUUUUCUUUUUUUCUUUUUUUGAGAUGGAAUUGAUAAAAUUAUUUGCCUUCAUUGUAAUGUUUUGAAUAACAUGCCUUUAAUAUCUAAAGGAUAUCUUUUUUUUUGUAAGUACAUAUCUGAGGGUAAAAGUGAUCAGAUCCGAAGGACAUAUGUUUACAGCUUGGAUGCAAACAUGUAAAAUAGAGCAAUCUGUAUAUUAACUCCUUUUUCUAUUUAUCUUUACUAUGAGUAAUUAAUCCUAGAUGAUUUGGAUAGAGUAGCAGGGUAGUGUUGUUACAUCCAUUGAUGGGAUGUGUAGAUUAGUUCUUGAUGAGAAAAGUUAGAAGGGGAAAUGGUAAAGGAGCUUUAUUUUGUAAAAGUCUAGAACACUAUUGAGUUGAUGGCUAGCAGGAAGUUAUAGAACCCAAUCAAAGCAUAUUGCUUUUAUAUGCUUUUUAAAAAUCCCUAAUUGUACGUCAGAUAAUACAGAUAAACACUUUGGUGUUUCUUUUUCUCCGUCUGAUGGAAAUAUAAUACCUGGUCACAUAACAUUUACCUGAUACUUGGAAUAUGCAAUUUACCCUCAAUGACGUUAUUUUCUUCCUCUGUGUUAAAUAUUCUGUGUUUGUUUUGCUUUUAGUUUUUGUUUUGCCUUUUUUUCAACUCAGAAGGGUUUAUGUUUAUUUAAAUAAUAAAAAAAUAACUAAGGCAUCUGAGAUUGGUUUUUUUUUUUCUGCAAUAUUAGGAAAAAGGAUAUAUGUAGUCAGCUUCUACACAUUAUAUCGGCAGCUGACCAAUAUAAUAUAUUUUUGAUGAUAUAUUGCAAACUUCCUAAAGUCUUGGGAUUAGAAUGAUAAUAAAAUAUAAAUUGAUAUAACGGUAGGCACAGAUUAGAAUAGACUUAACAGACAAAAAUAGAUGUUUUCAUUGCAAACAUUAUUGAAUUUUACGUUUUUAUAUACAUUGGCAGUUCUGAGAGACUUUUCUAGCAUUAUUUAUAGAACAAAAGAAUAAGACAUUGGGAUGAUAACAGUCUUCAUUUUCUUCCAAAUGUAACAGUGAAACACAAAGAUAUACAGAAAUACAGAGGUAGGU
Molecule: messenger RNA, 3102 nt
Organism: Pseudonaja textilis
Lineage: Eukaryota; Metazoa; Chordata; Lepidosauria; Squamata; Elapidae
Gene: PELI1
Product: pellino E3 ubiquitin protein ligase 1
Biological process (GO): regulation of Toll signaling pathway; protein K48-linked ubiquitination
Molecular function (GO): ubiquitin protein ligase activity; protein binding
Source: RefSeq, a predicted model, not a curated record